This is a messenger RNA of Maniola jurtina (meadow brown), 2040 nucleotides long. It is a transcript of the gene eIF2D, whose product is annotated as eukaryotic translation initiation factor 2D. The record is from RefSeq and is a predicted model, not a curated record. Gene Ontology annotation, biological process: translational initiation; formation of translation preinitiation complex. The transcript is spliced from 12 exons. NCBI's taxonomy places the organism in Eukaryota, Metazoa, Arthropoda, Insecta, Lepidoptera, Nymphalidae. The coding region runs from base 199 to 1962 and encodes 587 amino acids. Gene Ontology annotation, molecular function: translation initiation factor activity; RNA binding.
GAGCCGCUCUUACAUUUUGACGUCUUGUACGGGACAAAUGUAGUGCCUCUUGUAAGUCCUACUCAACACUACAGCUGCGACAGCUGUUCGGUUUGUCAAAAAAUUACCGCCGCGCUCAAAGAAUGGAAAUUACCUCUUAAAUUCAGUGUAAAAUUAUUAGUUUUAAUUUCUAACGUAAGCAAAUAUCGACUAGCAAUCAUGUUCGGGAAACCGUACAGGUUAAAAUCUAACAAAACCUUAAAAAACACGGAAAAAAAAUAUCUUACUCAUCGGAUACAGAGUGAGUUUUCAGUUGCAACUGAUGAGAAAGUGAAGGAAUUAGUGCCUGCUAAGUCUGCUACUAGUUGCAUGAAGGUGGUGCUUCAUUCGGGGGACACUGUAGCUGUUUAUGUAGUGGAUGGAGUGCCCAUCAUGAUAGACGUGGGUGAUAGGCUCGUGCCCACUGUUUGCGCGCUAUGGAAAGUUCCAGAUUUCGUUCCUACUAUUACAAUCCAUUCACCAGUGCUAAAUAAGAUGCAAGGUGGUGUGCCGCUGUAUGCGCCGGGUGUGGUGACGGAAGGCAGUUUUCCGCAGUUCCAGAGAGGGGCAGUGGUCGCAGCCUGCACCAGUGACAAUGCUGCAGUGGGAGUCAUUGGUCACGCCAUGAUGUCCUCUGCUGAUCUAGUCAGGGCUCCUAUGGGAGUGUGCUUAGAAACACUGCAUGUAUAUGGAGAUCAGUUGUGUAAAGAAGAGAAGUUUUCAAAAAUUGAACGACCCAAACUAGGACCAGCUUCAUACAGUGACCUCACUGACAACAUAGCUGUUGAUUUCAAACAGUUAAACAUCCAGCCAAUAAAGGAAGAAUGGCCAAGCCUAGUAAGGAUACCCCCCACACCCGUAGCAAAUGAACCAGUGACUAUUCCUGACUUGCCGGUAAAACCUGAACCAAUGGAACAGAUCUCUGAAACACAGCCUGAGGAUGAAGUGGUUGAGGAGUUGAAUGAAUCUGGUGCUACAGACUGUUCGGAGGCGGAAGAUGAGGUGCCUAGUGACAUGGACGGGCUGCUUCGGUGGUGCCUGCUGUCCUUCCUUAAAACGCAAGCCAAGCAUGUGGAGCUGCCGCUCAAAACUAACUUACUUUACAAAAACCACCUAAUGCCGUUCUGUCCGGCAGACAGGACUUUAGAAGUAAAGAAAUCUAGCUUCAAGAAGAUGGGAAAAUUCCUUGAAGCCAUGCAGAGGGAAGGCUUGGUCGAAGUCCGCGAAAUAGACAAAGGCGUGGACGCGCUAGUAUCGGUAAACACGGCACACCCGCUGGUGCGUGCUCACCGCGCGCGUGCUCCGCAGAGCAAGGACGAGCCGGAGAGAGACGAGCACGAGUACGUGCCCCCGCAGAUAAGGGAGCUGUACUGCAUCACCGCUAACGUUGUGGAAUUGUUCGCGCCGCUCAGGAAAGGCACCGCGCUGACUGCGGCCGACGUGCGACAAGCGAUCGUGCAGCACGUCACAGACAGAAAGCUAACGCAUCCGCAGGCGCGCGGCUGCGUCACGCUCGACCACGUGCUGGCAGCAGCCACGGGGAAACAGCCACAGGAGCUCAUGAAGUGGGAGGAACUUACAACGUGCGUGCUCGGGCGAAUGACGCCCAGUACGGAGACACGCUUCAGUGAUGGCACAGUCAAAUUGACUAAAUCAAGGCUCGAACCCAUCAAGAUGCAGGUCGUCACUCGCAGUGGGAACAAGAAGGUGACGCUGGUAUCAAACCUGGAGUCGUUUGGGUUCAGCCUGCGCCCUCUCGCGCACGCGUGCCAACUGCUCGCAGGCGCGGCGUGCGGCACCACGCGCAGCGCGGCGUCCAAAACUGACCAGCUCAUGCUUCAGGGCGACCAGACACAUCUUGUGGCGAAACUGCUGAUAGAAAAGUAUGGCUUGCCCAAGAAAUUCGUAGAAGGAGCUGAUAAGGCUUUAAACAAGAAGAAAUAAACUAAUCUAAGUAAUUUACUAUAAAUAUACAUUAUGUAUUAGUUACGUUGAAAUAAAACUGCCUGAUGUUAACCUUAA